Messenger RNA from Durio zibethinus, 1996 nucleotides. Its product is annotated as lipid phosphate phosphatase delta-like. The record is from RefSeq and is a predicted model, not a curated record. Lineage: Eukaryota; Viridiplantae; Streptophyta; Magnoliopsida; Malvales; Malvaceae. Gene Ontology annotation, molecular function: sphingosine-1-phosphate phosphatase activity. Gene Ontology annotation, cellular component: endoplasmic reticulum membrane.
GAUGUUGUGCUCUUAUUCACGUUACAGAUUUUGUUAAUUAUGGUAAAUUUUGAUUGAGUUUUAGGUAUGGUAUUUUCUUGGUUUAAUAAAUGAGUAGAGUUUUAGAGUUUUAGUGUGAUAUUGGUUGUUUAUUGUUGAAUAUUUGUUUUGGUUUUGGUUUUGGCAAAGUAUGAAAAUCUGGGUUUCUUCGACUGUACUUGGUGCUAUGUCAAAGCUUGAAUCUGGGCAUUCUUUCUUUGAUAGUUUUUUUUAUAGUUGUUGAAAUAGUUAAAAGUUUUUUCUUCACGAAAUGUCUACGCACCAGUCUAGAAUAAAAAAUAUAUAUAUGAUUUUUUUAAAAUGAAAAUGAUAUUUUAACAACAAUGGAAACUAAAAGAGAGAGAUGGCAGAUUGUUGGGAAACUGAUCCGAUUUUGAUGAUUUUGGAUCCCAAUUUUUUUUUUUUUAAUUUUGGACUAACGGCUGUGAACAGCCAAAGGGUGAAAUAAGGUAUUUCGAAACAAUAGGGAUCAAACUCAAAAGUGUCUCUAAAAUUAAUUUCAAGGGAAAUUUUUGGAUUUUACCUUUUUUUUUUUAGAAUGUUCUAACCCGUGUUGUUGCUGACCGUUCUCUCUGCCAGGGGGGAAAAGAAGGGAAAAGAAAGAGAAGGAGAGAUUAAAUGGAGAGUGUUGGAGUGUGGCAGGGGUUGGCUUUAUCUGGAAUUUUUUCAUGGAUUGUAAUAACUUCAUAUUUCAAUGUAACCAAAAAGAUUAGAUCUUUGCUCCAACCUUGUGUGGCUCACCAUGUUGUAACAGGCACUUCUAUAAUCCUCAAGAUCCAGAAACAUCAGCAUAAAUUCUGGGAUGCUCUCUUUUCUGGGUUGUCCUGUGUAGUUUCUGUGCCCUUUUACACUGCGUUUCUUCCUUUGCUUUUCUGGAGUGGGCAUGGAAAAUUGGCUAGGCAGAUGACCCUGUUGAUGGCUUUCUGUGAUUAUUUAGGGAACUGCAUAAAGGAUGUAGUGUCGGCUCCUAGACCCAGUUGCCCACCUGUUAGAAGGAUAACGGCCACAAAAGAUGAAGAAGAGAAUGCGAUGGAAUAUGGAUUGCCUUCUUCUCAUACUCUCAACACAGUAUGCUUAUCAGGAUACCUUUUAUACUAUGUUCUGUCCUACACAAAAUGUGAAGAUGCUUGUGUGAAACUUGCUGCAGUCGCCUUUGCUUUCUUGCUUGUGUGCCUCAUUGGUUUUGGAAGGAUUUACGUUGGCAUGCACAGCUUGAUUGAUAUCAUUGGUGGUCUUGCUAUUGGAUUGGUGAUUCUUGUAACGUGGCUAACAGUCCAUGAAUAUGUGGAUGGAUUUAUUGUCACUGGACAAAAUGUUACAUCCUUUUGGGCUGCCCUGAGCUUCCUUUUACUUUUUGCUUACCCCACUCCCGAGCUUUCAACUCCAAGUUUUGAGUACCACACUGCCUUCAACGGCGUUGCAUUUGGAAUUGUGGCUGGGAUACAACAGACGUACCACCAGUUCCACCAUGAAGCCGUUCCACGAAUAUUUACCUCAGAACUCGCAAUCCCUGCCUUUGUGGGAAGAGUGCUUGUUGGGAUACCAACAAUCCUGAUUGUCAAGUUCUGUAGCAAGGCCCUUGCAAAAUGGAUUCUUCCUGUAGUAUCAAAUACAUUGGGUAUCCCAAUAAAAUCAACCAGCUACAUCCCAAUGCUUAAUGGCUCAGCUACUGGUAAGAAAUCCAGUGAGAUUAAGCAGUCAAGUUAUACCCGCAAGAUUUUGUUUUUCUCUCGCCAAGAUUUAUUUGACGUCGACACCGGUAUUAGAUUCCUUCAAUACGCAGGCCUUGCAUGGUCAGUGGUAGAUCUCGUUCCUUCUCUCUUCUCUUACCUGCGCUUGUGAUGCUUGUCCUCGGUACUACUCAUUAGCAUGUUUUAGUGUGGCGUGCAGCUAAUUUGUAAAUCAAAUUUUUUGUUUGUCACUGAAUUAUCCUUUUUUUGAAAUUAUAGCAAUUAUA